Poecilia reticulata (guppy) is the source of this 2608-nucleotide messenger RNA. RefSeq lists its product as uncharacterized. The record is from RefSeq and is a predicted model, not a curated record. NCBI's taxonomy places the organism in Eukaryota, Metazoa, Chordata, Actinopteri, Cyprinodontiformes, Poeciliidae.
UAGGACUGCUUGUAUUUUCAGCCAGCAAAGAUGUACAUGAAUGAUAAAUUGUAGUCAAGUGGCGUCAUUUUUUAUUUUUAUUUUUUGCUGGACGGAAAAGGAGGGCUGCACUUUCUGCAACAGAAAACACGACUGACUGCUGAUGGGUGAGGAUAAAUAGUCCCACGGUGGGCUCACCGUGGGACUGGCCUGGACCAGCCUCAGAUUCCCACGACCCCUCCUCUCCACAUACACAGAGGAGCAAGCAGGCUGCAGAGACGCACAGGCGGACAGCGCGUAGACAGAGAGGCAGAGCAGCGCUGCACCACUUUUUUUCUCUUAUUUACUAUAAAAGCUACAUUUCAGGCUCCGCUGUUGCGCAUUGCACUGACUCACACUGUGCAGAGAGGAGGGUUUAAAAAAAAAAAACACCUAAAACAAAAACGUCCCGAUCUCAGGAGGAAAUGGGAGAAAGAGUGGAUUAGCCGCGGAUCAAAAGUGGAGGAGUGGGAGGAAUAACGAAACUCGGGAUUAUGUAUUCUGAUAAUGCCGAGGAGCCGGUUUCUGCUAGAGAUUUACAUCCAAAACAAGGCAAGUACCCACUGACUGCAUGCACACCGCCUCAACACAUGAAAAGGCUUAUUUUAUUGAGCAACAGCGCAGAUGAACGCAAGAUUUAUGCGUAAAAACACUUCUCCUAACUUGAAAUACGACCGGUCUCAGUCCGCCCUCUGAGUCCAGUCUCCCUCGGGGGCAAAUUAAAUUAUGAGUUCAGUUCAGAGGACUUCCACGGAGCCGCUUCUUAAGACCGCAGUGAGAUCGUGAAGUGAAAUCACAAGCGCUGAUGGAGUGGUCCAAUAACAGAGAAGUCCGGGUUCGGGCUGAGGAGGCUGUGUUGCUCCACAGGGAGGAACUGCAGAGAGCCGCCAGGCGCUCAUUCAGAUGCUGAAGUCUGAGGAUGACGGCUGCCAGUCCGCCCUGCAGCCCUGCCUCCUCCCACUCCUCACCGGUCUGCCUCCCGGCCUGCCACAAACACCUGAGGAAAGGAGAAGCCCUCCAGACCAAGCUGCGCCUGGGCUCCCCGCCGGGCGUGUGGCUCAUGCUGGGCGCAAUGGUGGUGCUGGUGGGGAUGAGCGUGGCUGUGGCGGGCUACGUCUCCGCCGCACCGAGGCCGGCCGUGGGCGGACGUGGGAGCACCCACGUUGAGCGGAUGAAGCUGGCCGGGCCGGUGGUCAUGGGAGUGGGCCUCUUCAUCUUCAUCUGCGCCGCCACACUGCUGUACGAGAACCGGGACCGAGAGAGUCUUGUUCGAGACCCUCUGAACGACCUGGAGGACCUGAAGGAGAGCAGCUGCUGGGAGGAUACUCAGGAGCAGUGGGAGCACUCGGAUGAGGAGCAGUCACAGUGGACCAGCCCGGUCCACAUCCUGCCUCUCGCCAGCAGUGAUUCUAAUGAGGAGGGAGACCAAAAGGAAGAGGAAGAGGAGGAGGACAAAGAGGAAGAGGAGAAGAAGGGGAAGUUGAUACUCUUCACCCAAGUUCUGCACCACCAGGAGCCCAAUCCUCACCAAUCCUCACCCUGCCUGUCCGCUUCUUCUGACCCGGUUCACUCAGAUUCAAGCAACUCGAGUGAAAUCGACCGGACAGAGUCUUUAGAGCUGCCCCAGGACUGAAACUUCACCACGCACAACCACCGGACUAUGCACUGCUCAGUGAAGAAGAGCUUAAGAGUUGUUUGUAUGUUAUAGUGCCUCUGAGUGGUACACUGAGUCACUGUCUCUGAAGGGUGUUUUUGUCCUACAUUGCUCACUGACUCAUCCACAUUUGAAAAAUUUUAAGCUGCGCUGUUUGAUGUCAACUCGUCAUCUUGUUGUCUCAGAGCUCCGCCCGGCUGCCCAUAAAACUUCACUUCUGGAGUGACCAAACAUGGACCUGCUGUAAAAGUUAUUUGGGUGCCAACCUGGGUGAUAAAUGCUUCCUCUCACACUCAUCCUUUCCCCUAGUAGUGGGCUUUUCCUUUCUUAAGAGGUUCGCUAAAGAGGAUGAGCCAGAUUAGGUCCUGAAUGAGUCUUUAUCUUAUCUCACGUGCAGUAUAAUCUUCUCUUUAUCUCGGGGAAAGUUGUGUUUCGGUGUAAACAAGAGCAGCACAAAAGCCACACUCCUCUCACUCGACACCUACAGCCAUGCUAUUAAUACCAGCUGGUGCUCGAUUGCAAGAUCCGGAUUUCUUACUGUAAAUUUCAACAGUUUCUUUGGAUUCCCACAUUCAGCUGUUCACAUUUCUCCUCUUCCUUCAGUGCGGCGUCAAAAGAUCUGAGAGAAUCUGAGAGUGGAUGAACAGAAACGAGUAGCAGCAUUUAAAAACACAAAUUCUGGUGAGGCUGUGAUGAGUUAUUCUUGACGUAACUGAGAAAAAUCACUCCUGUCGGUUUGAGUAAGUGAUGCCUCACUCUCCCACCAUCGCGACCUCUCAUCUCCCAUCUCUUCAUCACCUCGUUUCCUACGCUUUAUUCAAAUUUUCAUUACUCCAUCUCAAUUCUUGGCUUGUGCACAACUGAGAAAGAGCACAAAAAGUAAAUAAAGCACAAGAAAACAUUUGCAAGUACAAUUAAAGGGAUAUUUCAGAAUAA